AUGUCCUCCUCAAUAUCAGCAUCCUCCACCGCCUCCUCCACCGCCUCGGCAACCUCCAGCUCGUCCUCAAUAGUCGGCAACACCAACAGCUCCUCCUUCAAGAUUGUCGGCAUCUGCCUCGCAGUCGGCAGUGGUCUCCUCAUCGGUACCAGCUUUGUCAUCAAGAAGAAGGGUCUGAUCAACUCUACGAAAAAGUAUGGGAACCAAGCGGGAGAAGGUCAUGCGUAUUUGAAGAGCUGGAUGUGGUGGCUGGGGAUGAUCACGAUGAUCGUCGGGGAGAUAUGCAACUUUGUGGCAUAUGCGUUCACCGAGGCUAUCUUGGUCACUCCCAUGGGCGCGCUAUCCGUCGUCGUCGCAGCUGUCCUCUCCCAUUUCCUGCUCAAAGAAAAGCUCACCUUCUUUGGCUGGAUCGGAUGUACGCUCUGUAUAAUGGGCGCCGUCAUCCUCGCCCUAAACGCCCCCGAAGAACAAUCCGUAACCACCAUAUCCGCAUUCAAGAAACUCUUUCUCUCUGCCGGCUUUCUCGCCUGGGCAAGUAUCCUCAUCGUAGGCAGUCUGGUCGUGAUCUUCUACGUGGCUCCUAGGUGGGGCAAGAAGAGCAUGUUGCCGUAUAUCAGUAUUUGUUCGUUGAUCGGGGGACUUAGUGUGAGCUGUACGCAGGGGUUGGGGUCGAGUAUCGUGACGAGUAUCCAGGGAGAUAAUCAGGUCACGAACUGGUUCUUCUGGUUCUUGUUUGUCUUUGUGGUAAUCACUUUGCUCACAGAGAUCAACUACCUAAACAAAGCUCUCGAGCUAUUCAACACAUCCAUGGUCGUCCCCGUCUACUUCUGCUUCUUCUCCUCCGCCACCCUCAUCACCUCCUUCAUCCUCUACCAAGGCCUCAAAGCCUCCGCCGUAACGCUCAUCACCAUGGUCCUCGGCUUCCUCGUCACAUGUCUCGGCAUCACCCUCCUCCAACUAUCCAAAGUCGACCCCGAAGCCCUCGAAUCCCAACUCGACCGCCGGUCCACGAUGCUCAUGGAAGCGUCGAGACACCAGACGGGGGAUGUGGAGAAGGGCGAUGUGGUGGGGAUGGAAGAUCCUGGGAUGGAUGCGCUGAGGGGCGGGUUCGGGGCGGUGGGCAGUAUUAUCAGGGCGAGGAGUGUUAGUCGGAGGUUGAGUAGUGGGAGUACGUUGAGUAAUGGGGGAAAGUAUGGGGCCGGGGGGUUGUCGACGCAUGGGAUGGGGAAUAUGCCGAGGUAUCAGUUGUCGGACAACCCGAUGCCAUCGGAUGCGAUGAGCCAGAUCUCGAUGCACAGUGCCAAAUCACCCUCGUCGAGGAGCUUUAUGAGCAGCCACGCACACUUUUUGAGUCCCAACAGGACUGGAAACUCGAGAGACGACGGCGAUAUCGUCAACAUGUACCAAUACGACCGCGAAGACUCUCACAACCUCCACGCCCCUCCCCCUCCCGUCCGUUCCUAUUCGACCGAAAACUACCAUCACACAUACCACCCCAACCCGCUCUACCCGCCCGUACUCGAAGAAGACGAACAAGGGUACGAAAACGAAGUCGACUCGAAAGGCCGGUAUGGGUCGAGUAGGACAAAGAUAUAUGUGGAUGAUGCGCCUGAUCAGGUGAAUAGUGCGCCGGUUCUCGGAAAGGGAAGUAGUGGAGGGGGGUAUAAGAAUCCGUAUGAUGUUUACCCCGCAAGGGCGAACGAGCCAAAACCGAUGCCGAUAGCGAAAUCCCAAAAGAGCAUCGGCAACAUCUUCCAUUUCCCUUCCGGCCCCGACCUGUCGCUCGAUAUACCCAGCCAUCAGCGCAACAGGCAAGAUUCCAGCCGAUCCUCUCGGAGAGAAAAGGAUCAGUAUCCGACAUUGUCAAAGAAGGAUAGGAACGAUGCGCAGGAGAGGGAAGAGCGCCGGGGGCUUGUGAGGAGUGAUAGUGAUGGGUCUGCGGAGAUGAUCAACUCUAGCCCUGAGGGUGGGGAUGGAGAUGGGGGGGAGGGGGAGGUGAGCGAUGAUGAUGCGAUGUCGAGGCAGAGCGAACCCCCGAGCGCGAUAUCGACGAGGGCGACGAUAGGGAGGGGCACGAGGGUCAACCUUUCUCAGACGGAUUUGAGGAGUGAGAGGAGUGGAGGGUCGGGGGGUGAGCCGGUGAGGAAGGGGACGAAGAGUAGUAGGAGCCAGGCCCGGAUUCAGCAGCAGCAGGGGGGAAGCAAGGCGCCGAGGAGGUUACCGGAUGUCCCUGGUUUUGCGGCUGGACCGCCUUACGGAUCUUGA
Messenger RNA from Cryptococcus wingfieldii CBS 7118, 2265 nucleotides. RefSeq lists its product as hypothetical. Gene Ontology annotation, molecular function: magnesium ion transmembrane transporter activity. NCBI's taxonomy places the organism in Eukaryota, Fungi, Basidiomycota, Tremellomycetes, Tremellales, Cryptococcaceae. Gene Ontology annotation, biological process: magnesium ion transport. The coding region runs from base 1 to 2265 and encodes 754 amino acids. The transcript has 8 exons. Gene Ontology annotation, cellular component: membrane. The record is from RefSeq and is a predicted model, not a curated record.